Messenger RNA from Perkinsus marinus ATCC 50983, 755 nucleotides. RefSeq lists its product as hypothetical. The record is from RefSeq and is a predicted model, not a curated record. The coding region runs from base 160 to 615 and encodes 151 amino acids. Lineage: Eukaryota; Perkinsozoa; Perkinsida; Perkinsidae. The transcript has 6 exons.
UUCCUCCUUCUGGGGGGAGUGGAUUGGAGGAAGGGGCAGGGCUGUUGGGCGAAGCCGUCCUCAUCCUCCUCCCCUCCCGGCACAUCCCCUGAGGCUUCCACUGAGGUUGUCCUUCCAGAGGCCCUCAGGGGUCACGACCUACCUAGGCCUGUGACGGGAAUGCUCCGUAAUCAACUAACGCCUGGGUCGGUGGUCAACCUUACAGUUAAUGUCGGUGAAGUCAUAGAGAUAUCACUGGUUGGGAAUCCAUCAACCGGCUACACCUGGCAGGAUGCUGAUCACCCUGAGGCUGAGGGUAGUACCCAAGCUGAGGCUACUCAAGGCAGCAGUAACAACAUUGACGAUCCCUCAAGGGUCGUCGGAUUCCUAACCCAAGACUAUAAGGCGGAUCCUCAUCCUGAAGGGUUUGUGGGCAGCGGCGGCACUCAUCAUUUUUAUUAUCAAGCGCUAAACCCCGGAGACUGCCAAGCUAGAUUCGUUUAUACUCGUCCAUGGGAGCACGCCUCGGUUCGUGAGGAGGACUACACUAGGGCCAACUUGAGGGUAUCGGAUGACGCCGCAGAUGGAAGAGGCUCGCACUCAGUGUCAGCGGAAGGAGGGGAGGUCGAACUCUAAGGGGGGGAUAGUCUUACAGCCUGAGGAGGAGGAGGAAGAGGUGGCUUAGAGGAGGGAUGAGGAGAAGGUGACCAAAGGAAUAACACAGCCGGGAUAGCCGGCGACUUGUCGUCUUGUUUAUUUCCAUUUUUUCAGCAGAG